GGUGGGGUUUUUGAGAGGAGGGUUUUAUGGGCGAGCCCUGGGUCCCCCGCCCGCCGAGGAGAUGGAUGAGGACGGGCUUCCACUCAUGGGGUCAGGCAUAGACUUGACCAAGGUGCCAGCUAUUCAACAGAAAAGAACGGUGGCAUUUCUAAAUCAAUUUGUGGUGCACACUGUACAGUUCCUCAACCGUUUUUCUACAGUUUGUGAGGAGAAACUGGCAGACCUUUCUCUUCGUAUCCAACAGAUUGAAACAACUCUCAAUAUUUUGGAUGCAAAGUUGUCUUCUAUCCCAGGCCUAGAUGAUGUCACAUUUGAAGUAUCUCCUUUACAUGUCACUAGUGUCACAAAUGGAUCACAUUCUGAAAUCACUUCAGAGAAAUCACAGAUUUACACAAAAUACUCUCUACAGCAGAACAGUACACAAGACUCUGGACAACAGGAAAGUGAAGUAUCAUCAGAAAAUAUCUUAACUGUAGCCAAGGAUCCAAGAUAUGCCAGAUAUCUCAAAAUGGUUCAAGUGGGUGUUCCAGUGAUGGCAAUAAGAAACAAAAUGAUAUCAGAAGGACUAGAUCCAGAUCUUCUUGAGAGGCCAGAUGCUCCUGUGCCUGAUGGUGAAAGUGAAAAAACUGUAGAAGAAAGUUCAGAUAGUGAAUCUUCUUUCAGUGACUAAGCUGAGUUUUGGUUAGAAUUAAUGUGCAUGUGGGAGAAGGAUACAUUUCCAUUCUGUAAAAGAGCUUUCCUCUCUUAAGUCAUAAAAACAUCUCAUGGCCACACAUUUACCACCCACCUUCUCUGUUGAAAAGCAUUUACAACCUGCCAGUAUGUCUUGUUACCAAAUAAAGGGCUCUGAACUGAAAAGUAGAAUAGCCUAAAUUGCAGUUAGUGGUUCAAAUACAAAGACGGUAUAUUCCAGAGAAGCAAUGAGCAUUUUAAAAUGAAGUAAAGGGCUAGAGGUGCAGCUCAAGGUAAAGCACCAACAGAGCAAACAUGAAACCCUGAGUUCCCCUGUUUGGCUGUCCGUAUCUCAACCAGCAAAAACACUUGUUCCUUCCUAUUAUUGCUUAUACUCUC
This is a messenger RNA of Castor canadensis (American beaver), 1071 nucleotides long. The record is from RefSeq and is a predicted model, not a curated record. Lineage: Eukaryota; Metazoa; Chordata; Mammalia; Rodentia; Castoridae.